Triticum dicoccoides is the source of this 4501-nucleotide messenger RNA. RefSeq names its product putative disease resistance protein RGA3. The record is from RefSeq and is a predicted model, not a curated record. The transcript has 2 exons. Gene Ontology annotation, molecular function: ADP binding. Lineage: Eukaryota; Viridiplantae; Streptophyta; Magnoliopsida; Poales; Poaceae. The coding region runs from base 4 to 4191 and encodes 1395 amino acids.
ACCAUGGCGAUCCGGCCACUGGUGGCCAUGCUGAGGGACAAGGCGUCCAGCUACCUGCUCGACCAGUAUAAUGUGAUGGAGGGAAUGGAGAAGCAGCACAGAAUUCUCAAACGCAGGCUUCCUAUCAUCCUCGAUGUCAUCACCGACGCCGAGGAGCAGGCCAUGGCAAACAGAGAAGGGGCGAAAGCAUGGCUCCAGGAGCUCAAGACUGUGGCCUAUGAAGCAAAUGAAGUCUUUAACGAGUUCAAGUAUGAAGCACACCGCCGUGCAGCAAAGAAGAAUGGACACUACAGAAAGCUCGGCUUUGAUGUGAUAAAACUCUUCCCUACUCACAACCGUGUUGUGUUCCGUCAGAGAAUGGGCAGCAAGCUUUGCAGGAUUCUGGAGGAUAUCAAUGUCCUCAUUGCAGAGAUGCAUGACUUUGGGUUGAGGCAGACGUGGUCGGUGUCUAAUCAGUUGGGCCAGACACCAGUGUCCAAGGAGUGGAGGCAGACGGAUUAUGUCAUCAUUGACCCACAAGAAAUUGCCAGCAGAUCCAGACACGAAGAUAAGAGCAAUAUCAGUGACAUACUUCUUGGUGAAGCGAGCAAUGCAGAUCUUGUAGUAGUUCCCAUUGUUGGAAUGGGGGGCCUUGGCAAGACCACAUUAGCGCAACUAAUAUAUAAUGAACCUGAAAUUCAGAAGCAUUUCCAGUUGCUGCUUUGGGUAUGUGUCUCUGAUAAUUUUGAUGUGAACUCCCUGGCUAAGAGUAUAGUUGAAGCAUCUCCCAAGAAGAAUGAUGAUACACAUAAACCACCAUUGGAUAGACUUCAAAACCUGGUCAGUGGGCAGAGGUAUCUCCUUGUACUGGAUGAUGUCUGGAACAGAGAGGUCCACAAGUGGGAAAGGCUAAAGGCUUGUCUUCAUCACGGUGGCAGUGGUAGUGCAGUGUUGACAACAACCCGUGAUAAACAAGUUGCUGAAAUUAUGGGUGCAGAUAGAACCUACAAUCUCAAUGUUUUGAAGGAUAACUUCAUAAAGGAAAUUAUUGUGGAUAGAGCAUUCAGUUCAGAGAAUGAAAAGCCUCCCGAGCUACUCAAGAUGGUUGGUGAGAUUGUGAAGAGAUGUUGUGGCUCUCCUUUAGCUGCAACUGCACUGGGCUCUGUACUUCGUACCAAGACCAGCGUGGAAGAAUGGGCGGCCGUAUCAUCUAGAAGCAGUAUUUGCACUGAGGAAACAGGAAUUUUGCCAAUACUCAAGCUUAGCUACAAUGAUUUGCCAGCAGAAAUGAAGCAGUGCUUUGCUUUCUGUGCCAUAUUUCCCAAAGAUUACAAGAUUAGUGUGGAGAAGCUUAUCCAACUAUGGAUUGCAAAUGGCUUUAUCCCAGAACAGGAGGAAGCUAGUCUUGAAACCAUUGGAAAACAUAUUUUCUGUGAGCUAGCAUCAAGGUCAUUCUUUUUGGACAUAGAGGAAUUUAAGGAUGGCAUGCAAAAUAAACAGUAUUGUUUUAGAACUACAUGCAAAAUUCAUGAUCUUAUGCAUGAUAUUGCAAUGUCUGUUAUGGGAAAGGAAUGUGUCAUUGCAGUUAAGGAACCAAGUCAAAUUGAGUGGCUUUCGGAUACUGCUCGGCAUUUGUUCCUUUCAUGUGAAGAAACAGAAGGUAUUUUGAAUAAUGCUUUGGAGGAAAAAAAACCUGCCAUUCAAACACUGAUAUGCGAUAGUCCUAUUCGAAGCUCAUUGCAACAUCUAUUAAAAUACAACAAUUUGCAUGCCUUGAAGCUCUGUUUGAGAACAGAAUCAUUUCUACUCGCAAAGUAUCUGCAUCACCUGAGGUACCUUGAUCUCUCAUACAGUGAUAUAGAAGCACUUCCUGAAGAUAUAAGUAUUCUAUAUAACCUUCAAGUGUUGGACCUUUCCUACUGUUUUGAUCUUGAUCGACUUCCAAAGCAAAUGAAGUAUAUGACUUCCCUCCGCCACCUCUACACUCAUGGAUGUCCGGAGUUGAAGAGCAUGCCCCCAGGACUUGAAAAUCUCACUAAGCUGCAGACACUCACAGUUUUUGUAGCAGGAGUUCCUGGCCCUGAUUGCAGUGAUGUUGUAGAGCUGCAGCAUUUAAACCUUGGUGGUCAUCUAGAGCUACGCCAGGUAGAGAAUGUUAAAGAAGCAGAGGCAAAAGUGGCGAAUCUUGGAAACAAGAAGUAUCUCAGUGAACUGACAUUAAGAUGGACUGAGGUUGGCGACAGCAAGGUGCUCGACAAGUUCGAACCUCAUGGUGGGCUGCAGGUUCUGAAGAUAUAUUCCUAUGGAGGAGAGUGCAUGGGUAUGUUGCAAAACAUGGUUGAGAUCCAUCUUUUUCAUUGUGAAAGAUUGCGAUUUUUGUUCAGAUGCAGUACACUCUUCACUUUUUCAAAACUGAAGGUGCUUAUGCUAGAACAUUUGUUGGAUUUUGAGAGAUGGUGGGAAAUAGAUGAGAGGCAAGAAGAACAGACAAUAUUUCCUGUGCUUGAGAAGUUGUUUAUUAGUCAUUGUGGAAAGUUGGUAGCAUUGCCUGAAGCACCAUUGCUGCAAGGACCUUGUGGUGAAGGUGGUUAUACAUUGGUACGCUCAACAUUUCCUGCCCUAAAGGUGCUCAAACUGAAAGACUUGGAGAGCUUUCAGAGAUGGGAUGCAGUCGAAGAGACUCAAGGAGAACAGAUAUUGUUUCCUUGGCUUGAGAAACUAUUUGUAAAGGACUGCCCACAGCUGAUAGAUUUACCUGAAGCACCAUUGCUUCAAGAACCAUGUAGUGAAGGUGGUUAUAGAUUGGUACGGUCAGCAUUUCCUGCCCUAAAGGUACUCAAAAUGAAAUGCUUGGGGAGCUUUCAGAGAUGGGAUGCAGUCGAAGGGCCAUUGUUUCCUCAGCUUGAGAAACUAUCAGUUGAGAAUUGCCCAAAGAUAAAAGAUUUACCUGAAGCACCAAAUCUCAGUGUAUUAAAAAUUGUAGAUGGCAAACAAGAGAUCUUCCACUGUGUAGACAAGUAUUUGUCUUCAUUGACCAAUCUGACACUGAUGCUAGAAUACACUUCAAUUCUACCUGUGGACAGCAAAGAGAAAUGGAACCAUAAAUCCCCUCUUACAGUUGUGAAGAUAGGAUGCUGCAACUCAUUCUUUGGACCAGGUGCACUAGAGCCGUGGGAGUAUUUUGUACACCUCAAGAAGUUGGAAAUUUAUAGGUGCGACGUGCUCGUCCACUGGCCAGAGAAAGUGCUCCAAAGCUUGGUAUCCUUAAGGACAUUAGUGAUUAGAAACUGCGAAAAUCUGACUGGAUAUGCACAAGUUCCUCUUGAGCCAUUGACAUCCGAAAGGUGUGAACACCUGAGAGGUCUGGAGUCUCUUUGCUUAAGAAACUGCCCAAGUUUAGUAGAGAUGUUCAACGUCCCGACAUCUCUGAAGAAAAUGGAUAUUAGAUGGUGCAUUAAGCUUGAGUCCAUAUUCAGCAAGCAGCAGGGCAUGUCAGAUUUAGUCCAAGGAUCUUCUAGCAGUGAGGCAGUCAUGCGUGCAGCUGUAUCAGAGUUGUCCUCUUCACCCGUGAAUCACUUUUUUCCAUGCCUCGAAGAUUUAUAUUUAUUUGCAUGUGGAAGCUUACCAGCGGUUCUAAAUCUCCCUCUGUCCUUAAAGGCCUUAGAAAUUGAUGGUUGCAACAGUAUUCAAGUCCUAUCAUGCCAGUCGGGUGGGCUCCAGAAACCAGAAGUCACUACCUCCAUAAGCAGAAGUCCUAUCAUGCCAGAGCCAGCAGCAACAACAACUACAAUAGAGCAUUUAUUUCCUCCCCAUCUCGAAUCUCUAGUAAUACGGGAUUGUGCUAGCAUGUUGGGUGGGACUCUCUGCCUGCCUGCACCCCUCAAGAGACUGGGUAUUAUUGGCAACAGUGGGUUGACAUCGCUGGAGUGUCUGUCGGUUGAGCACCCCCCAUCGCUGGAAGAACUUGAACUUAAAAGCUGCUGUACCCUGGCAUUCCUGCCGAAUGAGCCGCAAGUAUACAGGUCUCUCUUGUUUCUUAUAAUUAGAGGCUGCCCUGCUAUAAAGAAGCUCCCUAGAUGCCUGUGGCGGCAACUGGGCAGCAUCAAAGGCAAAUAUCUAGAUGCCCUAACGGAAUUCAAACCACUGAAACCGAAGACAUGGAAGGAAAUACCGAGGCUAGUCCGUGAGCGGAGGCAGGCCAGCCGGAGUUGAAGGCCAUUCAGCUUUUAUUCCAUGGAAAAUCUCGAGAGGUCAGGAAGUUCAUGCAAUUCACAAUAGGAGAACAACAUUGAAUCCUGUUAAAUAGAGGAGGAGAAGAGGCGGAAACCAAAUGAAGAGGGCAUAAUAUGCAUUCUGUUUGCAUCAAAUAAUGUACCACUGGGUUAGUUAUGCCAUUAUUGUAGUCAAUCAGGCUUUGCUGAACUUUGACCUGUAUCUUGUUCGCAUACUUGUAAUGUGAAUGGGUUUAUACCCCUGAACAUCUCCCAGGUUAUACACGGUUGUGAGCAUGAAUUCUCAUACU